Symsagittifera roscoffensis is the source of this 580-nucleotide messenger RNA. RefSeq names its product ovarian-specific serine/threonine-protein kinase Lok-like. The record is from RefSeq and is a predicted model, not a curated record. Gene Ontology annotation, molecular function: protein binding. Bases 65 to 580 code for a protein of 171 amino acids. The transcript is spliced from 7 exons. Lineage: Eukaryota; Metazoa; Xenacoelomorpha; Acoela; Convolutidae.
CUUAUUAAAUAGGUAUCAUGAAACUGAAGAGGUCUAAAUGACAGUUAACAUCCUCGUUUGAACUAUGUACGGCGAGACACUUGCUAUCGAAGACUGCUACAGUGAUCUGGAUGAAAAUGAGGAUGGAUCACAUGGACAGAAUGGGGAGGCAACCGAGAAGAAGUGGGCCCAGCUCAUCCCCCUCAACCCCCUUCUCACCAAAACAGUUCUGUUAGAGCCUGUUGAGAAGUAUUCAUUUGGAAAGGGUGAAGAUUGUGACUGCAUUCUCCCAGCUGACGCCUUUUCCAGUGCAUCGCUUGCAGUCAUUUCUAAGAAACACUUCAUCAUCCACAAGCAACUUUGCAGUGCAGAUAUGGAUGACUUCGAUGUAGUUCUUCAAGAUAUCAGUUCUAAUGGAACUCUUGUCAAUGGCAAUAAAGUCGGCAAAAACAAGUUCCACGUAUUGCAGUCCAAUGAUGAAAUUUCCUUAGCUACUAACUCCAUAAAAGUGUUCAUGUUUGUGUCUGCGAAGUCGACCUCUAGCAGUGUGCAUUCGGAUGUGGCCGACAAAUACCUCGUGUCCAAACAACUCGGAAAGUGA